Messenger RNA from Triticum aestivum (bread wheat), 3788 nucleotides. Its product is annotated as receptor-like protein kinase 5. The record is from RefSeq and is a predicted model, not a curated record. NCBI's taxonomy places the organism in Eukaryota, Viridiplantae, Streptophyta, Magnoliopsida, Poales, Poaceae. Gene Ontology annotation, biological process: protein phosphorylation. The coding region runs from base 126 to 3203 and encodes 1025 amino acids. The transcript has 2 exons. Gene Ontology annotation, molecular function: ATP binding; protein kinase activity; protein binding.
GGUCACGUUCCCGCCGCCUUUGCUUACCUUGUGCAUGUGCUUAUACAAAACCAGCUCCUCUUCCCGCGUCCACACCGCGGCGGCCAACACACGAAGAAGACCAGCCCGAAAACGCCCCCCAAACCAUGGCGACCUUACCAUGUCGCGCGCCCCUCCUCCUCCUGCUGCUCGUGCUACCUUGCUGCCUCCUGCACCGUGCGGCCGCCGACGAUAGGCAGCUGCUCAUCCGGAUCAAGCGCGUGUGGCGCGACCCGCCCGUGCUCGCGGCAUGGAACGGCUCGGGCGACCACUGCACCUGGCCCUACGUCACCUGCGAUGCCUCCGGGCGCGUCACGAGCCUCUCCCUCGGCAACACCGGCGUCGCCGGACCGUUCCCGAACGCCAUCGGCGGCCUCUCCGGCCUCACUAGCCUCGAUUUGUCCGGUAACUACCUCGACGGCGAGCUCCCCGCCGACAUCGGCCGCGCGCUCGGGGAGAACCUCACCUCUCUGAUGCUCAACGGCAACUACUUCAACGGUACCAUCCCUUCCUCUUUGUCCCGGUUAAAGAACCUGCAGUCGCUCGAGCUGGACAACAACUUCCUCGCCGGCACCAUCCCGGCAGAGCUCGGCGACCUCACGGGCCUUCAGACGCUGACGCUCGCCAACAACUCGUUCAGCGUUGGCGAGCUGCCGGCGUCGUUCAAGAACCUGACCCAGCUGAAAACCUUUUGGGUGGCGAUCUGCAACCUCACCGGCGGCUUUCCCAGCUAUGUGGCGGAGAUGCGGGACUUGGAGGUGCUCGACCUCUCGGUUAACGCCUUGACCGGAAGUAUACCUCCGGCGAUUUGGAGCCUCACCAAGUUGAAAACUGUGGCUCUGUAUGCAAACAACUUCACCGGCGAGGUCGUUGUCGCCGACGGUGCUUUCGGCGCGGUGAAUUUGGUGACGAUCGAUCUGACCUCGAAUCACAGGCUAAGUGGGCCGAUUCCGGAAGCGUUCGGGCACUUGCCGAACCUUGAAACACUGAACUUGUACUUCAACAACUUCUCCGGUGAGAUACCCGCGAGCAUCGGCCGGUUGCCUUCAUUGGUGACCUUGAGCUUGUUCAGCAAUCGUCUCACCGGCAGGCUCCCUCCGGACCUCGGCAAGAACUCGUCGGCAGGGUUGAUGUAUAUUGAUGUUCAGGACAACGACAUCACCGGCGCGAUUCCGGAGGGGCUUUGCGCCAACGGCAAGUUCCAGUCGCUCAUCGCCAGGAACAACCGCUUGAACGGGUCCAUCCCGGCAGGCCUCGCCGGUUGCGCCACGCUCAACAACCUUAUGCUCGACAAUAACCAGCUCUCCGGCGAGGUCCCUGAAGCGCUGUGGAAGACGGCAAAACUUGAACAGGUGUUGCUGCGGAAUAACCGGCUCAGCGGCAGUCUGCCGGUCAAGAUGUUCAGCAACCUCUCCAGUUUACACAUAGAGAACAAUCAGUUUGGUGGCAACAUCCCAGAGGUGGCCGUUGGGCUCCAGAAGUUCACCGCCGGGAACAACAAUUUUUCAGGGGAGAUGCCAGCAAGUCUUGGUAACGGCAUGCCGCUGCUGCAGGCAAUGGACUUGUCCGGUAACAAGCUCUCUGGCGGGAUCCCGAAGAGCAUAGCCAAGCUCGGCUCACUGACGCAGCUGGACCUGAGCAGGAAUCAACUCGCCGGCGAGAUACCGGCUGAAUUGGGCGCCAUGCGGGUGCUCAACGUACUUGACCUGUCGUCGAACAAGCUAUCCGGCGACAUACCGCCGCCGCUUGCCGGGUUACCGCUAAGCUCGCUCAACCUGUCAUCCAACCAGCUCGACGGCCAGGUACCGGCAGGGCUCGCCACCGCCGCUUACGAUCGGAGCUUCCUCGGCAACCCCGGCCUCUGCCAUGCUGGUCUGGGGCCCGGCUAUCUCACCGGCGUGCGCUCCUGCGCUGCGGGAUCACAAGCUGCCUCCUCCUCCGGUGGCGUCUCGCCGGCGCUCCGCACUGGCCUCCUGGCCGCUGCCGGCGCGCUCCUUGUCCUCAUCGUGGUCUUCGCCUUCUUCAUCGUCCGCGACAUCAGGAAAAGGAAGCGCGCGGCACGGGACGGUGGCUGGAAGAUCACGCCUUUCCAGACCGAUUUGGGCUUCGGGGAGGCAGCCAUACUCCGGGCGCUGACCGAGGAGAAUCUCGUCGGCAGCGGCGGGUCGGGGCGCGUGUACCGCGCCGCGUACACUAACCGGUACAACGGCAGCGCCGGCGCCGUGGCCGUGAAGCAAAUACGGAGCGCCGGGAAGGUGGACGAGAAGCUGGAGCGCGAGUUCGAGUCGGAGGCCGGCAUCCUCGGCGGCGUCCGGCACAAGAACAUCGUCAGGGUGUUGUGCUGCCUCUCCCGCGACGACUCUGCCGGCAAGCUCCUCGUGUACGACUACAUGGACAACGGCAGCCUCGACGGGUGGCUCCACGGCCACGCUCUCACCGACGGCGCCAGGCACUCCGUGUCGUCCGUGGCGAGGGCCCGGUCAGGCCGGCGCAAGGCUGGUUUGGACUGGCCCGCGAGGAUCAGAGUCGCCGUGGGCGCCGCGCAGGGGCUCUGCUACAUGCACCACGAGUGCUCCCCGCCCAUCGUUCACCGGGACGUCAAGACCAGCAACAUCUUGCUGGACUCCGAGUUCCGGGCCAAGGUCGCGGACUUCGGGCUGGCCAGGAUGCUGGUGCAGGCCGGCACGCCCGACACCAUGUCCGCCGUUGCCGGGUCGUUCGGCUACAUGGCUCCUGAGUGCGGCUACACGAGGAAGGUGACGGAGAAGGUUGACGUGUACAGCUUCGGCGUGGUGCUCCUGGAGCUCACCACCGGGCGGGCGGCCAACGACGGCGGCGAGGACGGGUCGCUGGCGGAAUGGGCGCGGCACCUGUACCAAUCAGGAGGAAGCAUCACCGACGCCACGGAUAAUCGCAUCAGAUACGCGGGGUGCUCGGAGGAGAUCGAGGUCGUGUUCAGGCUCGGCGUGAUGUGCACGAGCGCGUCGCCGUCGUCGCGGCCGACCAUGAAGGACGUGCUGCAGAUCCUGCUCAGGUGCUGCGAGCAGACGCACCAGAAGGGCAAGGCAGAGCCUGGCCGUGAGUACGAGGCGGCUCCGCUCUUGCUGCCGCAGCGCGGCAGCCGCCGGAAGCAGCUUUCGAACUCCGACAGCGAGGAGAAGAGCGACUUCGACGGCAUUGUCUGAAUUAUGGAGCCAACCACUGCAUCUUGAUUGCACUGGCAUACUGUACCAGUUAGGACAACAGCUGGAAGCAGGGAAAUUAUGAAGCGGUAUAGACCGUGUAAGUUUGCAUACCGUAGGAGAGGAUUACUAGUCUAAACUUACAUCCCCUGCUAGCUGCUCAUGGUGGAGGUACCAUUUUCAGUUUAGAAAAACUAAGACGACGACGGACGAGGCGGCCGCCUCUCCGAGCAGCUCUGCAAGCGUCGCUUCCACAUGGGAGGUGAACUUAGUGCUCGUAGAGACCGCCAUCGAUAGCAACGACAGUCGUUUGCUUCGGACUGCCGUCAGUCGGCGCUCUGUCCCUGCCCAGCCAAGCGCGCGCCUCUCUCCGCGACCUUGUCGCAGACGUGGCGGGUUAUGUAUCUUGCUUCCAGGGAAGUAUCGGCAAUCUAGAUGUAAGUUGAAGCACAACACGAAGAGUCAUUUGUUGCUGAAGGUUGGAUUUGAUAAUAUCCUCUUUUGAACAUUGUGUAUCACUACAAUAUCUAAGCUCCCUCGAAUUUAAGCGCUAUAAGCGCUCUGGGGCCGAGAGGAUCAAAGACUCAA